AUGCAAGCUCAUAAUACUUCGUCUCGAGGGAUUCGAUUAGCCAUUCUAGUAUUGGUAUGCCUCGUCAUCCUCAUCGACACAGCGAAUGUGGGGAUGGCCAAUAUCGCGUUACCAACAAUCAAGGAGGCACUCGGCUACAAUGAGGGAGACUUGCAACGGAUCUUGACCGCUUAUUCACUGACGUUCGGCGGGUUCCUGAUGACCAGUGGCCGGCUGGGCGAUAUCUUCGGUCAUCGAAUGAUAUUACUUCUGGGCAUGACGCUAUUGGGGCUCAUUAUUGGAAGAGCCUUCCAAGGUCUCGCAGCAGCAUUCACCAUUCCCUCCGCCCAGUCGUUGGUCGCCCUGGCUUUUGAGAAUCCGAAGGCUCGUGUGCGGGCCUUCGGCGCCUGGGGUGCAUGUGGCUCUAGUGGUUUUGUCUUUGGUCCUAUCCUAGGUGGAGUUUUCACCUCACUGGUCACUUGGAAAUGGUGGAAAGACCAGCUGGCGACUCUUCAUACCCGUCUGGAUCUCCCUGGUACCUUGUUAUCGGUUGCCGGCCUCAUCCUUCUGAUCUACGCGCUGACGACCGGGAACAUCGACGGCUGGAACCAGGCCAAUGUUCUGACGACGCUGAUUCUGGCGGUGGUAGCACUAGGAGUGUUCCUUGUUCUAGAACUGAGAUUCUCCGCCGACCCAAUUCUCCCUCGGUACAUGAUCACCGACCGAGGGAAAGCGCUGGGCUGUGCCAGCGCCGCCCUGACCUAUGCUGUCUGGCAAGGCAGCAAUUACCUCUUGACCCUUCAGCUGCAAAGCUUCGGUUACUCCGCACUUGCGACCUCGCUACGGUUCAUCCCCCUCGGUGUCACGGCCUUAGUGGUCAACUUUGUAGUCCCCCUCCUAAUCGGCCCGGUCGGCGCUCGCACGCUUUUGGUGUGUAGCUGGACCCUGACGCUGGGCGGACUGGUCCUCUUUACCCGGAUGGGCGGGGCCGACGACUACUGGCGCUUCUGUCUCCCCGGGAUGGUCUUGUACAUUGCCGGUGUCGGGACGGUGUAUUUCGUGGGGAACGUGAGUGUGGUGGCCACCGCGAAGAAGGAGCAGCAGGGGACGGUGGCUGGGGUUUAUAAUAUGUUCCUGAAUGUGGGCGGAGCAGUGCUGGGAGUGGCGGUAUUGACCGUGAUCUCUAACUCGGUGACUGCUAACCACGGAGGCGAGGAGAAUCCUCGCGCUGCCUUGAAUGGAUAUCGGGCGGGGCACUAUGCUGCGAUCGCAAUGGCGGCGCUUAGGGUGGUUCUGUCGUUGUUCUUUCGUUUACCUUGUUUAUAUGCACCAGGCCAGCAACCACCCACAAACUUAGUAACCAGCACGCUCAAAACCCCCCACACUCCUCAAACCUCAACAGCGCCCCCCUCAGCCCCACGCCGACUCUUCGGCGCCUGA
Molecule: messenger RNA, 1419 nt
Organism: Aspergillus brunneoviolaceus CBS 621.78
Lineage: Eukaryota; Fungi; Ascomycota; Eurotiomycetes; Eurotiales; Aspergillaceae
Product: MFS general substrate transporter
Exons: 10
Coding region: 1-1419 (472 amino acids)
Biological process (GO): transmembrane transport
Cellular component (GO): membrane
Molecular function (GO): transmembrane transporter activity
Source: RefSeq, a predicted model, not a curated record